AUGCUCGCAUCCGACUCUUUCCUACCCUCGGCCUUUACCGACCACGACCCGAACAUGCCGCCGUCUGCCGUCAUCUCGCCGCUGUCACUAUCGCGGAUGGCCACCUCGUCCAGCUAUUUCGACAACAAGCCGAUACCCAGCAUCCCGGGCUAUUCGCUCUACUCCCCGCAAUCAUCCGGCGCUGUGCGUUACCCGCCGCAAUCGCAAUCCUUUCUUUCACCUCACUUGCUUCCCAACGGCCCCAACGGCGCAAACGGUAUGAACAGCCUGGACGGUGCCUUUUCGCACGAUCAGAUGUCGAGAGUGGUUUCGCCCUCACAUGCCGAAAACAUGUCCACUCAAAAAUCGUCGGGGUUCCCGCCCGUUGUUAGAGUCUCUCCAAACGGCAUGCCUCAUCCGCGCUCCGUCUCCGCCGAUGCCGCCUCGGCCCCGGCGUCCGCUCAGAUUAUUCGACGGUUGGCCCAACAGAAUGCGCGGAUUCGGGAGGCGUGGGAAGCUGAGCGCAAGUAUAUGGAGGCGAACCGCGAGCGCGUCGAGGAAGUCUACAAGGAGGAGCGUAUGAUCAUGGAAGACGAGCGUCUCGCGUGGGAGGCCGAGAAGACGGCUUUGUUGGAGCAGAUCAGCCGUCUCAAAGAACAGGUCACGGUGAUCGACGCUGACAAAAUCCGGCUGCAAGGCGCACUGCAGCGAGUCGAGCUAGAGAAAGCGGGCAAAGUCGCCGGCGUCACUGUUGCAAUUCCAGGAACAGCAACGCGAAGUUGUGGUGGUGGGGCCGAUGGCCCCACCGAACUCUACUUUCCAGGAUUCUCCUCGCAACCCAAUGACGCGCGGUUCGGCUUCUCGAACGGGACUACAGAGCGGAGGCCAACUACUGGCUCUGCCUCAGCCUCUGUCUCGCCGGCCCAGAUCCCAUCUCGUUUUAUUAGUCCUGUCAGCUCCCGCAUUUCUCCUUCAAGACAGCCAGAGACUUCGCCCUUCAUCCCACUCAACCCCAACAUGCAGCCUACCACCGCAGACGCCGUCGACUUCCUCAGCUCCCCCAAGGACGAGGAACCCGUUCCUAUCGUCGACAUCCAGAUCAUCAACCCUCAGCUUGAAGGCGUUCCGCUCAAGGCCCCGGCCAUCCAUAAGAGCACAUUCACCGACUCCGGCAUGACUCCCCCGGAAAACUCAAAGUCCUCGUCCAGGAACGCCUCCCCAACUGGAGACUCUGCUAGGUCGAGACGUAGCCCGACCCAGGAACACACCCUCGAGGUCCUCGCCGCCCCUGAGCCCGACCGGCUCGUCAUGCACGCCGGACACACUCCCAGCCAUUCUCUCUCCGUCCUGGGAACCGCCCCCGGUACAGAGGUCGCGACCGUCGCCGACGGCACCGGUGGCUCCACGCCGACGCUGGCGCCGACCGACAUGAGCUCAAACCCGGCGACCCUGUAUGAUGUCAGGGCUAGAGGCGAUUCGUCCGAUCUCCAAGAUGACGAUUUCGGCGGCCCCGACGAGCCCCAGCCCACGUUGGAGGCGACCGACGACGCAGCGCUCAGGGGCCCUCUGAUGGUUCGCAACAUCCCUGCACAUGAUGAAAUCUUCUUCAAGCGCCUGUCCGAAAAGCUUCAAGAUGUCAGUAGCGGCGCGGAUGCCGUCCCGACUUGCAUGAAGACACCGAGCGACGACGGCGUGGCCGAGGACAAGGAGAACCUUCUCAUGGCCAAACCGGACGCAGACGUGGCCAGUGACAGAGGCUCUACUACCGACAGAGAUGAUGCGUCCGAAUCUCAGAGAAAGGCCGAAGACAUCGACGUGCCCCUGAAGCUUAGGAAGACAACCAACUUUGGUGCUCCUCUGGGCUCCAUGUUCUAA
Molecule: messenger RNA, 1854 nt
Organism: Colletotrichum higginsianum IMI 349063
Lineage: Eukaryota; Fungi; Ascomycota; Sordariomycetes; Glomerellales; Glomerellaceae
Exons: 1
Coding region: 1-1854 (617 amino acids)
Source: RefSeq, a predicted model, not a curated record